This is a messenger RNA of Vanrija pseudolonga, 1450 nucleotides long. RefSeq lists its product as uncharacterized. The record is from RefSeq and is a predicted model, not a curated record. Lineage: Eukaryota; Fungi; Basidiomycota; Tremellomycetes; Trichosporonales; Trichosporonaceae. Bases 68 to 1450 code for a protein of 460 amino acids. The transcript has 3 exons. Gene Ontology annotation, molecular function: nucleic acid binding.
GUCGAAACUCGACAACAACGUGCUCCAACCCUUCUUGCCACCACAUAUCCAAACACAACCCGGCACAAUGGCAGCGCCCGACGCCGCCCCAGUGCCCCUCCGCCUCCCCGCCAUCCUCCAGAACAGCCGCGACCGCUCCCUCCGCCAGGUCGAGGCAUACAACGCCCAGCAGCGUGAGAAGGCUGCCGCGCGGCGCGAACAGCGCAAGGACGAGGUCGUCGCGGGGCCAAGCAAGCGCGGCAAGCGGUUCACGCAGCGCCUGAACAACUCCCAGUUCAUCGACAACCCGCACAUCUCUGCGCCGCGGCGCAGCGACUUUGCCCCCUCGGUGCCGCUGCACCAGCGGCCUCUGCGCCCCGCGUUCCCCUCGGACGCGAUCGAGCGCUCGGCGCCCAUCGCGCCGAGCGCAGCGAACCGGCGCGACCCGCUCAGCCGCUCCUCGCAGGCCGGCGCGUUCAGCACGAGCCUGAAGGGCACGCGGGCGCUCCUGCGCCGCGGCGGCCGCAGGGCAGAGGUCAUCGUGCCUGCGCUCGAGGGGGUCGUGCGCGCGUGGCUCGGCGGCGAGUUUGGCGUCGCGGACGGCGUGCUGCACUGGCGCGUGCUCGAGUCCACGCCGGUCGAGGUGUCCAAGGGAGCACGGACGAGCGGGACGAAUGGGCACCGCGUGCCCCCACAACACCGGGUCGAGGCACCGCUGCCUCCACUGCCAGUGCAAGACGGCCACGUUCCCGCGCUGCUGGAGCUCUCGCGCUCGGCAGCGCACCUCUCCCUCGCUGUGCCCGACAGCUUUGAUAGGCUGGUGGUGCACCUCGUCGCGCGGUACUAUGACCUCGUAUCGUGGAGCGAGAACGAGGCGACGGUGAAUGGUGAGGUGGUGCGACUCACACACCUCAUCCGGCCGGUGGUGGCGCGCGCAAAGGCUCCACCGGCAAGCCACGCGCUCGUCACCCCGGAGACGAGUGACGUCUCGGGACACUCGGCUUCCGAGGCGUCCGAGGCCACGGAGCGCGAGUCGGACGGCUCGGUCACAGAGCAUGAGGACGCUGCGAGCGAGCCUGAUACGUCGUUCCAGAGCAUCUCGGAGCGGUUUGGCCUCGUCGGCGACGGCGACGACGACGACGAGGACUGGGAUAAUGUGGAGGAGCACGUUACGGCGCGGUUUGGUGGCCUCGGCCUCCACCGCACGACGUCGCAUGGCUCGUCGGCGUACGCCGGCUCUGAGGGCGGCUUGUCCGAGUCAGAGGCGCUCGCAGAGAGCGUGCUCCAUGCCGACGAUGAGCGGAGCAGUCUCGGCGGAGGCGACCACUCGCCCCUCGCGUCGACCGUCGCGUCGCCCGUUUCUUCGGUCCACCCGCUGCCACCUGUGCGCCGGGGUCCGCCUCAGCGCCUCGGCGGGAACGGCGACUGGGAGGACAAGCCGACGUUCUUCGACCACUUGUUUGGCGAGUAA